Puccinia triticina is the source of this 1353-nucleotide messenger RNA. RefSeq lists its product as uncharacterized. NCBI's taxonomy places the organism in Eukaryota, Fungi, Basidiomycota, Pucciniomycetes, Pucciniales, Pucciniaceae. The transcript is spliced from 2 exons. The coding region runs from base 1 to 1353 and encodes 450 amino acids. The record is from RefSeq and is a predicted model, not a curated record.
AUGGCCUCGAAAGGGCUGGUUCGACUACCAUUACCAUCACCACUCCUCAACAGCAGUGCAGGAAUAUCGAGUUGUGGUAGACCGAAGUGUGGCUCCGGACGGCGUUACUUUAGCUUGCCUUCACCUCGAUGCGCCAACCCAGCCGGACCGAUCUCCGUCAACGGAUUGGUGGACUACUUUCGCCUGCUCGGUUGGAUCCACUCCCAGCGCCUAUCUGACCAUCCAUCGCCGAUCACAUCCAUCGCAAGUCUCUCCGAACAAGCCGACGCAUCGGAUGGCCUUCAGUUGAACGCGUUGUUGAGAUAUGAGGCCGAUCCCCCAAGCUCUCGAAGAGUAAGGACGGGUGCUUGGAAUCCUGUGGGACGACCGACUGAUGGACUCCUAGCCGGCCCGGAAAUCAAACGCGAUGAUCGGAUCACUGCAGCCUCAAAGACCAACGACCAAGAGCAAGGAGUUCGUGAACACGGAGCCGGGAUACUGUCCUUGUCAUACAUCAUCACCAUAGACCAAGACCUUACACGCAGUGAAAAUCAGUUAGCCGAUAUCAAGCUGCCGCCUCAAGAACAUGUGAUAACUUGCUCGGGAUUUCUGAUCGAAUGCCAAGAUUCGAAGGAGCGAAUAUUGGCCACUUGUGCGCAUACACUCUGGCAGAGCAACACGAUCUUGGCCAAUGAACUCCGACACGCAAGCCUCAUUUCCACGUCUCAUGGUGAGCGGACGGUCCGGUCGGGAUGUUUGGCUCGAGACCAGCUCGGAAACGCGUUCAUGGUCAGCCAGGUCAUCAGUGCACUGGCAUCUGCCGACGUGCUCUUUUUCAGACUCAUCAAACUCCCCGCAACCCCGCCACAUCUACAACCACCGAACCAACUCGCCCUCGAAGAAGCAAAAACCGAUGCCUUCCUCGUCGAUUCCUUGGUCGAUUUCUCGUCCAUGUCUCUCGAGCACCAUGGUGCCCUCGACACGCUCGCGUCCUUCUUAACUCUCCCCGUCUCCCCUUAUCCUCCCCCUCUUUCAUCCCCCGUCUGCAUCCCCCAACUGCUCAAUUCCGAUGCCGGCGACUCCUUGUUCCAUUGGGAACUUGGUCGUGUGAUUGAAUAUAAAGAUACGAUGGGAAUCAAAGCCACUCCAGGAACGUAUGACCCAUUGAACACGAUGAUAGUGAGUGCAGUUCCCAGGCACGGAAGCUCAGGCGGGCCGAUAGUGAACGAGAACGGGACGGUAGUCGGGAUGAUCAGAGGGUUCCAGUCGGCCUACGAUCAGAAGCACGCCGUCGGCUUCGGGACCGUGUCUGAGCGCUUCUGGGAGCUCUUCCAAUUGCCUGGUCUUCGCUCUGCUUCUUUCAAAAAUGAUUAG